GUGUGUGUGCACGCUCAUAAAGCUCGAACCCGGAGGGGGGCGGGGAUGGAUGUGGAGAGAGGAGCCGUGCGUCCUCGUGGAGCCGCGCAGUGAGGCGGCGCAGUCUGUGCGUCCUGGUGGAGAAGCGGACUCUCCAGUGCGCGUGCGAGUCGCGACGCAGAAGUGCGACAGUCCGCGCAACAGCGAUGACGUCUCUCCACACCUCAGCACCUCCACCGGACUCUUCUCCACCUCCUCCUUCCCUCGGUACCUCUGUGUAAACCCUCCGGCUCUGUACCCACCUCCCGUCCAAAUCCAGUCUACGUGUCGAACAUGGACUCGUCCGAGGGGGGGACCCCGGGGCAGGACGGACACCUCGACCUCAGGAGCAGCCCCGGUCGCUCCGACCUCAGCGGACUGUACCACCUGGGUCGGACGCUGGGCAGAGGCCACUUUGCGGUGGUCAAACUGGCUCGUCACUUCAACACUGGCCAACUGGUGGCCGUCAAGAUGAUCGACAAGACCAAACUCGACGUUAUGGCGUCAAGCCACCUCUUACAGGAAGUGAGGUGCAUGAGGCUGGUGCAGCAUCCCAACGUGGUUCGACUCUACGAGGUCAUCGACACGCCCACCACCCUGUACCUGAUCAUGGAGCUGGCUGAGGGCGGCGACCUCUACGACUACAUCCUCCGCCACGAGGCCGGCGUGGCCGAGGGCACGGCCAAGCGCCACUUCGCCCAGAUAGUGCGCGCUGUGGCGUACUGCCACCAGCUGCACGUGGUGCACCGGGACCUGAAGCCCGAGAACGUGGUGUUCUUUCCGCAGCAGGGCGCCGUGAAGCUGACGGACUUUGGAUUCAGCAACUUGUUCCAACCGGGGACGAUGCUGGCGACGAGCUGCGGGUCGCUGGCGUACUCGGCUCCGGAGAUCCUGCUGGGGGAAGAGUACGAUGCUCCGGCUGUAGAUAUCUGGUCUCUGGGGGUGAUCCUGUACAUGCUGGUGUGUGGAGUUCCUCCCUUUCAGGAAACCAACGACAGCGAGACUCUGGUCAUGAUCCUGGACUGUCGCUACUCCAUCCCCGAGCGAGUGUCAGGCGACUGCAGAGACCUGAUCUCCAGGAUGCUGCAGAAGGAUCCGUGUGGUCGAGCCUCGCUUGAGGAGAUCCAGGCCCACGAUUGGCUGCGGGGUCUGGAGAACGCGCUGCUCAGCCCCGAGGCCCCGCCCCACUGGCUCUCGGGGGCCCUGUCCCUCAGCUCCCCCCGCUCAGGAGUCCCCGAGUGCGGGGACCUGCUGGCUGCGAGGCCCCCACCUCAGCCGGCUUUCCCCGGGCCCUGGCAGCCGAGCCUCACCCUCACCCUCCGUCCACCUCCCCCCGAGGAGCCUCCGGUUCCCAAGAACCUGCCUGCACUGCAGCAGAUCUGUGAGGAAGAGGAGGAGGAAGAGGAGGAGGAAGAGGAGGAGGAAGAGGAGGAAGAAGGAGAACGUUUGCCGUCUCUGUUAGUGGCCGACCCAGAGACAGAAGCUGGGCAGAUGCUUGAAGAUCACGUCAUGGGAGAGGAAGAGUCAGGAAGCUCAGCGGAGACAAUAGAGGAGGAAGAGGAGGAGGAAGCAGACGUGAAGAUGGAAAUAGAGAUUAGAGACAGUGGCUGUGUGAUUUCAGACCAACCCGUGAGUCACGGAGACAAGUCGGUCGGUGAAACUCCUGAAGUCCCAUCAUGGUCCCUGCCGGGGUUGGUCCCGUGUUGUCAGGGGCAACCAGACUCCACUGCAGAGGAGGAGGAGGAGGAGGAGGAGGUGGAGGAGGAGGAGGCGGAGCCUAACAACAACACCAACAAACCGCCUCCCUCCAUCCCUGCGUCCUCCGCCAGCCUCGACUGCAAAGAGGCAGCGAGAGAGGGAGAGGACAAAACCGAGGACGGGGCUCGAGACGACCUGAUGACGGACAGAUCGCAGCCCCACAAUGCACUGGGGGAGGCGGCGCCGCGGGUGGAGCAGGGGAAGCGACACAGCCUGAAGCUGCGUGAGCGACUCUUCCAGUUCCCUCUGUGUGAGAAGGCUCUGGCCCUCAACAUGCCGGCACACAACAAGCCCAAGAUCCUGCCGCUGGCUCAGUACAACUGCUGCCACGUGCUGUGAGUGUGACCCAGCCGGGGCGCGACCUGGGACGUGCCGCUCGACCACCGUGGACACGCCGGCUGUUUGGCAUGCGGUGGGCGGAGCUCGAACCCUGUGACGUGGCAGCUCCCUGCUGAGAGCCGGGGCCGUGGGCAGCCUCACACUAACACUCGCUCUGCAGCCUCACGCUCACGUGUUCAGACCUAUAUCGUUUCAGACAUGGACUGAUGGAGGUCUGGACGUUUUCCAGAGUUUGUCUUUCACAUGUGCAGAAGGAGGAUUGAAGAGGGGGCGGGGCCUGUGCAGAGCAGCAGGAGGCAGGACGUGGCGUUUGAAAUCUGCUGCGGAAAUCACAGUGAUUUAGAAUUUCUGCAUCGGCCCUUCUCCUCCAAAAGCUCUCGAGCCUCUUCGUCUUUUCAAGUUGACGUCUUCGUCAGCGUCCUCUCCUCGUGACGCCUCCUUCGUCCUCAGGGAGACGCACGCUCCACUCGUCCCACAGCGAACACUCCACAAGUCUUUGGGUUUGAAACUCAACCUCACGACCGUCUUAAUGUCCCUCGCUAGUAAACAGCAGUAAGUGCUGGUUUGAAACCAGUUAUCUGUUCCCUUUAGUUGAAGCCUGAAACUCAAACAUCAGACGUCUCAUCACGUCCUCCACUCUUUAGAGAACGGUUUGUUUCUGGGAUGAAAGCUGUGACACAGUCGGUUCCUAAAUGUGGAUCAAGACACCGCUCUAGAUUUUUGUGUUUUUCCAGUUUGGCGUCCAUUGUGUGAUUAUAAACGUCAUCAACUCCCCCCCCCCGGCUUUCCUGCUUUUCGUCCCUGCUGUAGUCUUCACAUUGGCUCACACACUUGGGGGGGGGGGGGGGCAGUGCUGGUAGGAGAAGUUCCAGAAAAUAUCCGGAGCGACUGACCCGGACGUGUGUGUUCUCACGUGCAGCCGCUCCGGAUGAUUUGUGGUGAAUGUCGGUGCGUGUCUGAAACCAGCUUCAGUAGAACCUGAUCCAGGAGCAGCCACAGAGCGGCCGAGACGCCUGCAGCUGUUUGAACUGAAGACGCCAUCGUCUGUCCUUUGUUCUCAAGGUGCCUACACUGAUCAUUUUGGAUCCGACUGCAGGAAGCCGUGGAAAGGUCGGAAUGUUCUCGCACGUGCACUUAGUAGAACCAUGGUUUCAUAUUUUAUAACGUAUUAGAAUAAACGUUGAGACGUUUCCUCUUCCCUUUGCACAACCUGCGUCUCGUGUUGCUUCAAAAGCUUUUAAUAUAAACUUCACACAGACUGAGACUGUUAGAUAUAUAAAUAUAUGAGAUAUGAUGCACAGACUGUGAAUAAAGAUGGACGACAGAAGUGAAGCCAAAUCAUCUCGUUCGCCCCCUGGUGGCCAGCUGCAAUAUAGGUCAAAGACACCUCCAUGUUAGCUGAUGGAACGUGAAGAAAUACAUUUUUCUCAAAGAUUGAUUCUGUCACUUUAGGUAUUUUUCUAUCACACAGAUGUUUCAGAUAAGUUUGAUCUUUAUUAGUUAUCUGAUGAUGUAACAACAGGGUGAAACGUCAUGAUUGACAGCUGAGACUGACUCGUGAUUGGACGAGUGUGUGUACGGGUGCUUUUUUUUUAUUCCUCUCUUAAUUCACGAGUGUUUUUUUUCACUUUGAGAGAAGGACUUACUGAUUUCACUUUCAGAUUUUGUAAUUCGUUCACGUUAUUGGUAUUUUCUGAUAUUUUGGCUUCACUUUCAUACAAACAGGAAGUGGAGAUGUCGUCUAUCUUUAAUACACAAUCUAUAAUAUGAUAUAUGAUGUUAUAUAUGCUGAAGCCUGAGAUGAUAUAAUUAUUCUCUUAUUGAUAUAUUGACUCGUCCUAGCGUAUGUAUGAUGCUGUUUAUUGGACCAUUGAUACGGAUGCAGGUCUUCCACCUUAUUUGAACCUGUACUUUCUAACGACACUGAACUUAGAUGAUAACAGUUUUAUUUUGGAAGAAGUUCCUCAGUUUUUCUUUUUUUUUUUAUAAAUGUGACAGAGAUGUUAAUUAACCGAAGAGAUAAUGUGACUUUGUGCAUGUUGUUACUGUUAUUUAUCACAAAAUACCUCCGUGUGUCUUGGGUCUGUCGGGACCUGGUCCUGGUGUAACUGUACCUCCAGGUGCUCGAGGCACAGACAGUGUUGUGUAGCUGAGGAGUCCGUGUGUGGUGUUAUUCUACCGCUGUGUGUUUCCGUCUCCUCGACCCCGGACGUGAGGCUUGCACAGCAGCAGGAGGCCAAAGCUGUACAGGAAGCAAAGUCUCUCUAACACCUGAACUGAGAUGAUUCCCGUCGGUCACUGCAGCUUUGUGGGUUCAUCAAAUUGGAUUUUUUGACUUGUGACCCGUGAUGGGUCGGGCGCUGUCUCUAUAAAUGGCGGACGAUACGUGAAAUCUGAUUAUUUAUUCGCAUUUCAUCGUCUGUGGAAGCAUCAAACGUGUGCAGACGAGAGAUGAAAUCUCAUUACUGCUGUGUGACUGCAGCCGGCCUCUGCUCCGCCUGUCUGCUGACCCGAAUAACAACCAGGACCACGUCUCCACUGGAGCCAGGGACCUAUUUUCUGUAUUUAUUUAUUAAAAUGGAUUAAAUAAAUAGAAAACA
Messenger RNA from Platichthys flesus (European flounder), 4715 nucleotides. It is a transcript of the gene snrkb, whose product is annotated as SNF related kinase b. The transcript has 5 exons. Gene Ontology annotation, cellular component: cytoplasm. Lineage: Eukaryota; Metazoa; Chordata; Actinopteri; Pleuronectiformes; Pleuronectidae. The record is from RefSeq and is a predicted model, not a curated record. Gene Ontology annotation, biological process: protein phosphorylation; microtubule cytoskeleton organization; intracellular signal transduction. The coding region runs from base 313 to 2115 and encodes 600 amino acids. Gene Ontology annotation, molecular function: ATP binding; protein serine/threonine kinase activity; tau-protein kinase activity.